AGCCAUCUCGGUGUCCCCCUAGAAUUAAAGCUUGGCAUAUUUUUAUGUGUGCAAUGCAGGUAAAUGAAUUUGACUCAUCAGAUGAGGAGCCCUUGGAAGAAGAACAUACACCUUUUCAAGUAUCCUGGUUACCCUUAUCACCAGCUUAUUCCCAAUCCCUAGGAAUCAGCUCACUACCAGGUUGCCGAUUCAAAAGUAUUAGAAGAAGCCUUCAGAAAGACAUAGAUGAACUAAUAGGUUACGGGGUGCUGGAUGUAUUUGUACUCUGUACCAAGGGAGAACUCACAAAGUACCGUGUCCCACACCUCAUGGAGACAUACCAGAAUUAUGGGAUCACUGUGCAUCACCAUCCUAUUCCUGAUGGAGGUACACCAGAUAUUGCCAGAUGCUGUGUUAUUCUAAAUGAACUGAGGAACUGCCUUGAAUGUAAACGAAAAACCAUAAUACAUUGUUAUGGAGGACUUGGACGAUCCUGUCUCAUAGCAGCUUGCCUUCUGCUCGAGAUAUCUGACACCAUAGACCCACAGCAGGCGAUAGACAGCAUGAGGGAGUUGAGAGGUUCAGGUGCAAUACAAACUCUAAAGCAAUACAACUAUCUUCAUGAUUUUCAAGAGACCUUGGCUGCCUAUUUGGCAACAGAAAGUGCAAUAACAAGAUCAGUAUCCCGAUAAAAUAACUUGAGUUUAGUUACCACUUGAAAGUAUAUAUUGCAUUGUUUUUACUUUGUACACAUAGUGGAAAAUAAUUUUAUUAACUGCCUGCCAGUAUCUCCUUGACAAGUCACACAUGAAUAACUGCAUAGCACAAUGAGUAUGAAUAAAGUUCCAUCUGUGGAUUGUAUUUUUAAAACAUCAAAUUAUAGCAUGCAGCAGAAUUCAUAAUAAAUAUGAUUUUUAAUCUCUCUUUACUGUAAACUCUUUCCAGUUCCUAUCUAGUUUUCUCUGCUAUGAUGGAGGAUAUUUUUGUUGUAGUCCUGUCUACAGUUUAUGGGAAAGUCUAUAUAAGAGAAUCUCAUUAUCUUAAUAAUGUGGCAGUGCCAGCUUUUUGGUGGGGUAUGUCAUAGGACACUAGAAACUGAAGGCAUUGUGGAUUGUGUUUCACAUGUGUUCCCUUUUCAAUUCAUGUGUCCCUGUACCCAUGCCUAUUACCAUGGCAAACCAGAUGUUUGCUCACAAAUAGAGAUGUUCAUGAACUAAGGUUUUGCUUGUUUCCUGGUAAAGCAAUUCAUACAGUCUCCCUUAAAGCAGAGUAACUUUGUAGUCAAGUUGUCCCAGCCCGUCAUCUGAAAGAGCACUCUAUCAUUACUACAACUAAGUACCAACCAACCAGGAUAUUUAUUUUCAGGAUUAGCAGUCCAACCUACUACUUAAAACAGGAAAUGGCAAAAAAAUCUAUUCCAUAAACAAAAUCUGCAUGGAGCAGCAUGAAAUAGUUAUUGUUGUACUGCUCUUUGCAUAAAGAAAAAUGUAGGAUAAAAGACUGUUUCCUCUGUGUUCUACAUGAAUGUGAAACAGAUAUACUGCAAUAGCAGCCAACUGAAAUUCAAAAAUUUCGACAAGACUGAAGUAGGUCUACUGCUUGAAGCAAUAUAUGUUUGUCUACCUACAGUAUUCAUUAAAUUUAUAUUCCACCACAAUCUAGUGACUCUUUGCAGCUUGUGUGUUAUAAUAUAGCAAAAAAAUUUACAACAUCCAUGUCAUGUUAAACUUCCAUGGUAUGGUUAAAAUGAAACAACUAAUCAUAAAACCUCUCGAACUAAAAGUUCUAAUAAAAAAUAAAAAAAUGGUGCAGUGCGUAAACUUAGAGGGAAGCUCUCCAAAAUAAUUCCAUCUUUAACAUAAAGUAGACAAUCUUACCACAGACCAGAAGAACACAGAAUCAAAACCAACUCAAAACAGAGGACAGAACAGGCCUCAAAAACCUAAAGAAGGACCAAACCAUCAUCGUCCUCUCAGCAGACAAAGGCCAACACGGUUAUCAUGGACAUAUCACAAUACACAUAAAAAGCCAAAGAAUUACUGGAGGACAAAUAAACCUACAUCCCAGUAAACACCAACCCAAUACAGAAACU
Python bivittatus (Burmese python) is the source of this 2071-nucleotide messenger RNA. RefSeq names its product cyclin dependent kinase inhibitor 3 (gene CDKN3). Lineage: Eukaryota; Metazoa; Chordata; Lepidosauria; Squamata; Pythonidae. Gene Ontology annotation, biological process: dephosphorylation. Gene Ontology annotation, molecular function: protein tyrosine phosphatase activity. The record is from RefSeq and is a predicted model, not a curated record.